AUGGAAAACGAUAAGGGAGAACUCGUCGAUCUUUACGUACCACGCAAGUGCAGUGCAACAAACCGAAUCAUAAAGGCCAAAGAUCAUGCUUCUGUUCAAAUAUCGGUCGCUAAAGUUGAUGAAAACGGUCGCAUCACUGGAGAAAGUCAGGUCUAUGCCCUGUCAGGUUUCGUGCGCGCCAUGGGUGAAAGUGAUGAUUCAUUAAAUCGAUUAGCACAACGUGACGGUUUACUUAAAAAUGUGUGGAGCGGGAGCAGUCAACGAUAA
Molecule: messenger RNA, 267 nt
Organism: Blumeria graminis f. sp. triticale
Lineage: Eukaryota; Fungi; Ascomycota; Leotiomycetes; Helotiales; Erysiphaceae
Source: the annotation of a GenBank genome assembly